CCGCAUUGAGCAGGAAGAAGUCAACAGUCAGCGAGCCAGAUGCGGUCCUCAUCAACACACACACACACACACACACACCCAGAUCAUCUGCCUGCUCAUGACCGUCCGCUUCUCAGCGUUGAGCCCUUUAAAGAACAAGCUUUCAAAGGGGAACUGAUGUCUCAGAAGAUAUCCUGAAACUAGCUGCUGAAACAAGGAUUAAAACUUUCAGAAAGAUGGACGACGUUGACGCCAUGUUCAGCGAACUGCUGGGGGAGAUGGAUCUCCUCACACAGAGUCUCGGGUGCGACACAGUACCUCCUACGUUCCCCAGCAACACCGAGGAGGCCAACUUCUCCUUCGGCUUCAACGACCUGAACGACUCCCUCCAUGAGCUGGAGGACAAUGAUCUGGACGCGCUCAUGGCCGACUUGGUGGCCGACCUGAACGCCACCGAGGAGAAGCUGGCGGCCGAGAUUCAGACCCUGAAGGUGCCGUCGCCGACCCAGUCCGACCUGCCGCCCCCGCCCAGCGACCUCAGCGUCCCGCCGGCCCCCUCCUUCGCCUCAUCCUCCUCACCCUCCAGCAGCAACCGCAGCAGCACGGCCUCCUCCUCCGCCUCCCCGCUACCACCCCCGCCUCCCCAGUCUACGAAACCCACCAAGGAGGAAAUUGAGGCGCAGAUGAAAGCGGACAAAAUCAAACUGGCUCUGGAGAAGCUGAAGGAAGCUAAAGUGAAAAAGUUGGUGGUGAAGGUGCUGAUGAACGACGGCAGCUCCAAGACCUUGAUGGUCGACGAGAGACAAAGCGUCCGGGAGGUCCUGGACAACAUGUUUGAGAAGACUCACUGUGACUGCAGCGUGGACUGGAGCCUGUGUGAGACGAACCAUGAGCUGCAGCUCGAGCGGACGUUCGAGGACCACGAAAACAUGGUGGAGCCGCUCCUGGCGUGGACGAGGGACAGCGAGAACAAAAUCCUCUUUCAGGAGAGAGCGGAAAAAUUCGAGGUUUUCAAAAACCCACAGAACUUUUAUCUGUGGAAGAAGGAUAAGAAAACUCUCAAAGACAUAAAAGACAAGGACAAAGAAAUAUUGAUACAGGAGAACUUUUGUGGGACUUCCAUCAUCGUGCCGGACCUGGAAGGGGUGCUGCACCUCAGAGAGGACGGCAAGAAAUCCUGGAAGCCGCGGCUCUUCCAGCUGAGGGCCUCAGGAAUUUACUACGUGCCCAAAGGGAAGACCAAGUCGUCCCGUGACCUUGUGUGCUUUGUUCAGUUCGACAACGUUAACGUCUACUACGGAAAAGACUUUAAAAAUAAAUACAAGGCUCCGACAGACUUCUGCUUUGUGCUCAAGCAUCCUCAGAUCCAGAAGGAAUCUCAGUACAUCAAGUAUCUGUGCUGCGACGACGCCUGGUCCAUGAACCUUUGGGUGACGGGGAUCCGGAUCGCAAAGUACGGCGCAUCUCUGUAUGAAAACUAUAAAACAGCGGAGAAGAAGACGGCGAUGAGCUCCAUUUGGUUCAACCGCAGCGCUCCAGCCGGCUCCAGUCCAUCGCCCACCAUCACAGCCAAAUCACAAAGCCAGGCCAACGGACACGCCGCGAAGCCUCCAGCAGGACCCACUUCUCAGGACUUUGGAAGUUUACCCCCUCCGCCCCCACCCGUAUCUGGGUCGCUCCCUCCGCCCCCGCCAGACCCGACACUCCCUCCUCCGCCGCCGCCUCUGGCCGCGAAGAGCUCCCCGAAACCCACUCUGCCCAGGAAGCAGCUCCAGGCCAACUUCCCCCCUCCUCCGUCGAUGAUGGACAGCCUCCCCCCUCCUCCGCCGCCUCCGCCCAUCGACGACGACUGUGAGGACCCUCCGGAGUUCCUCCCUCCUCCACCCCCGGUCUCCGGCUUCGGUUCCCUCCCACCUCCGCCGCCAAUGAACUCCUUCCCACCGCCGCCUCCGGCGGCCGGCUUCGGGGUUCUGGACCAGUCUCUGCCCCCUCCGCCGCCGGAUCCCGGCUUUUUGCCUCCGCCUCCACCACCGCAGCCGGCGUUCGCAGGGGGAGGGGUCCCUCCGCCCCCUCCGCCCCCUCCUCCACCUGCCGCCCAGCCCGUCGGCGCCCCACGGACACCCGCCAAGCCCGCUGGCUCGCUCAAGAAGAGGCCUCCAGCGCCUCCAAAGAGGACUACACCAUCUCUGCAUGGAGGAGGAGGAGGAGGAGGAGGAGGAGGAGGAGGAGGAGGAGGAGGGGGGGACUUCAUGUCAGAACUGAUGCUCGCCAUGCAGAAGAAGCGAAGCGAUCAAUAACCUCAGCGCGGCGUCCGUCCUGUAUGAAUAUGAGAAAAUCUGCACCGACUUAAUCAGCCUUUUUCUAGAAGAUCAACAGAUUACAUCCCUGCAAGGCAUCCAUCCUCCUUUCCUUUCUAAUUAAUCAAAACAACAAAGACUUUCAGGAUAAUAUUAUAUACAGUUUUGUUUGUAAAGGAUUUUAGACUCCAUUGAAUUAAAGCAUAAAAAAAUGAUGAAAUAUCUGAGUUGUUUUUAUAUAUAUGUAUGAAACCUAUUAUUGUACAUCAGUGAUGCUCUCACUGGAUGGUGUAAAUGUUGGUAUUGGAGCGAUGUAAAUACUGUACAAACUCCAGGGAUGAUACUGUUCAGUCUGUGUGCUUUCAAAUGACUGUUCCCUGAAUAAACUCUCAUAAAUACAUCCUUCAAAUCAUUGCUUACGGUAAUAAAUACAGGAACAUUUUUCUGUGUUGAAUAGAGUUGGUCGGUGUUGCAGAAACAGAGAAUUCCGGCU
This is a messenger RNA of Salarias fasciatus (jewelled blenny), 2769 nucleotides long. It is a transcript of the gene apbb1ip, whose product is annotated as amyloid beta (A4) precursor protein-binding, family B, member 1 interacting protein. Gene Ontology annotation, biological process: signal transduction. Gene Ontology annotation, cellular component: plasma membrane; cytosol. The transcript has 14 exons. Lineage: Eukaryota; Metazoa; Chordata; Actinopteri; Blenniiformes; Blenniidae. The coding region runs from base 216 to 2276 and encodes 686 amino acids. The record is from RefSeq and is a predicted model, not a curated record.